ACUGAGAGGCAUAGAAAAUUAAACGUCAAACUCUCGGGAAUGCAAUCACAAGCACUACGAGUUGGAUUAUUGGUUAUUGCAGUGAAAUACACAGUAUUGAGUUAUUUUAUGUGGCGUUAUUAUAAUUCCAAAAAGAGGGAAAUAAAACCACGAGAAUGAAACUACCAAUAAUCAUUCUCAAACAUGAUGAACAAUAAAAUUUCACGCGAUGUGAUAUAAAUGUACGAACAGUAUAAACGGAGUGACGAGAAAAAUAGUUUUUAUUGUGCAUCUGCGUAUAUGACGCACAACAAAGAUUUUUUUCAACAAAAAUAAUCAAUGUGAGAUGGAUUAAAAUUCACCAAAUUAAGGAAAAUGUACGGCGAGGGUUUAGAAUCAGUGUCGGAAGGAUGGCGACAAUUACGAGAAUUGAGUACAACAACAGAUCCAAAUAUAAGUACAACAGUUCAUGAGGAGGAGCAUUUUUGCAAAUUGAUCUUGUACAAAGAAAUUCAAGAUUCGAGAGUACGAAUAUGGGAUGUAAUGAUUUUAAUUCCAAAUCUUCUAUUCCUUCUUUUUAUUGCUGUGAGAUUUAACAGAGCACGACUCAAAUUAAGAGCGACUAGUAGUCCAAUAUUCUUAGCAUUUUAUGGUCUCGUUAUUUGUAAUGUUUUGAUUUCGGUAAUUCGAUGCGUUGUUUCAAUGACUGUUAAUGCAGCAGCGACUGUCGGUGGUAAAGCCGAUAAAGUACUAUGGGUUACUGUGAGAUUUUUUCUAUUGUCCACCGAAAUGAGUGUCGUUAUUUUUGGCUUAUUUUUCGGACAUUUAGAUAGUCGCUCGAGUAUUCGCAGAGUACUGUUGGCCACGUCCUUUAUAGCUCUAGCUUACACGAUAACUCAGGGUACUUUGGAAUUAGUUCUACCAGACGAUAUGUUUUAUAUAAAUAGUAAAGAACUGUUCGUUUUCGGUCAUGGUGGAAUGAUGUUCUGGUUUAUCAGCAGUCUCGUCUUUACAACGAUAUACAUGUUCAUGCUAAUACUGCCGUUGACGCGACUGCGAGAACGAUUAGCCUUACCAAAUAAAAGAAGUUUUUACGUUUACGUUGGGAUAUUGGCUUUUUUGAACCUGGUGCAGUCAAUAGGAGCAGGACUUUUAAAUUAUACUCAAAAUCUCGUCGGCCUCUGCGUGGUGGACGUCACUGCGAUCAUCUAUUUAACCGUCUUCACGCCUCUAGUUUAUCACACAUUUUUAUCCGAAUUUUUAGGAAUAUCGCAGCCAUCACUUAUGUUCUCGUACAAAGCGCAAGUAGACGACGCGAUGGAGGAGGACACAGUUUCGCUGCCACAUCAACAAAGUUUCUCGUCGUUGAAGACUGACAGCGACUACAUUUAUCAGGUCCAUGUUCCUUCAUUUCACAUGCCCUUUCACGAAUCCCAAAUUACAAAAAAUUCCCCAAAAGUAAAGCAAACAAGCUCCCUAUAUUCAUUAACAUCCCGUCGUGCUGAUCCAAAUACAAGUCGCUAUAGUUCACAAAUAAAACUCUAUGGAACAUCGCCGAGUGGUAAACGUUCCUCAAAACGUCUAAUCGCCCAACAAAGUACACCGGAUCUUGGCAAAUAUACAUUGACAAGUUCAGGCAAUAAUUUCAGUGGAACACAAAAAAUUCCUUCACAUUUAGAAGCACCGAGUUGGAAAACUCGUUCAGUUUCCUUAAUUGGACACGGUGAUUUUGUACAAGCAACAACAGCAACAUCACAGAGUCAUUUUCAAUAUCGUCCAAAAAAAUCGGAAAGUGUCACACAAUUUCUAUCAGAAUCAAGUAAAAGCAGUCUUGACUCGGAAUCAUUGCGUGUCAAGAUAAAAAGAUCAAAAUCAAUUGUCAAUGACGAUAGUAAUAACAGUGAAAAAUUGAUGAAAAAAGCGAAUGAAAAAUCAUCGUCACCACUCGAGAGUAGUUUGCAAAGUCUCUUGAGUGGUGAAUCACACGAGAUGAAACGAACAAAUGAUUCUGUAACCAAAGAUAUCUAAAAAAGCUUCUCGCAAAUUUUUUCUUCCAUUUUUUGAAAAGUUCGACCACAGGAAACUGAACUAGCUUUUCGUAUUUUAUCAAAAUUCAGAACUAGAUUAAGAGAGCUAAUGAAAGCU
This is a messenger RNA of Leptopilina heterotoma, 2124 nucleotides long. Its product is annotated as transmembrane protein adipocyte-associated 1 homolog. The transcript has 7 exons. Gene Ontology annotation, molecular function: G protein-coupled receptor activity. Lineage: Eukaryota; Metazoa; Arthropoda; Insecta; Hymenoptera; Figitidae. Gene Ontology annotation, biological process: G protein-coupled receptor signaling pathway. The record is from RefSeq and is a predicted model, not a curated record. Gene Ontology annotation, cellular component: plasma membrane. The coding region runs from base 355 to 2007 and encodes 550 amino acids.